CAUGUUCUUCGUGCUAUUACAAAGAAGCUUUCAAGUACAGAAAUUAUAUAUCCAAAAUAUAUUGCACAUGAAGCACAUACCAUUUGUCAUGUAAUAGAUUCAGAUUUGCCAAAUUCUAAUAUAGUUAAAAAUGUAGAUAGUUAUAAGGUUUUUUGUCGAAAAGAUCUUCAUGAGCACAUUAUUCAACUAAUUCGAAUUCAUUUUUCCUUACAUCCGUUAAUACCAACUGAGAACAGAUCUAAAUUCAUUACUUUACAAGAACUAGAACAGUGGGUAUUAUGGGCUCGCUCAUCAACAGGAUACAUUAAUAUUUUAUGCUCAACUAUGGCAAUUGAAAGCCAUUGGAGGAUAAUAAAGCAUGAUUAUCUUUCUGAAUACAAUAAUGCACGUUUAGAUUUAUUAGUGCAUAUUAUUAUCAGAUCUGAAGACAGAAUGAUACCAAUUAAAAAAAAAAUAAUUAAACCUAAUCCACAACGGAUUACUAAUACACAACAAUGGAUAUGUUCCUGCCUUGAUUUUUUGCUUAGCAGAUUUUUCAUCUGCAAGCAUUUGGUCCAGGAAGUGGAACCAGUUCCUGUUGGAUUUUUUAAAAAGUUUACUGAGCAAUAUGAUAACCCUUUUGAAAAUUUACCAAAGAAUCUUCUCCUUACCAUUUUAAAUAAAUCAUCAAAUGUACAUACACCAAACCAAAAGGCUAUAUCAAAUAAUAAUUCUAACGCACCUUUUCAAGACAAUACAAAAAUUAACCAGAACGAAGAAAAUAUGAUUGUUGUGUUAUUACCUCAAUAUGAAGAUGAUACAAUUGAAUUAUCUCAAUAUGAAGAUGAUCCAAUUAACUUGCUCCAGGACGAUACUAUUGAAUGUGAGGAAUCUAAAAAAAAAAAUGAAUUAUAUUCUUUAUUAGAAGAAGUUAAAACUAUUAUAGAUGAAAAUAUCCAAUCACCUAAUGCAGAAAAAUGGAUCAAUUCUAUCGAUAAAAAUUUCAAUUCUUUACGAAAAAUGGUAAAUGAUUGUAGACAACUUAAUAGACAACAAAAAUUUCCAAAUACUUGGGAAGGCCGCAACCACAACACAUUCUGGAUUUGA
This is a messenger RNA of Scutellospora calospora, 1086 nucleotides long. NCBI's taxonomy places the organism in Eukaryota, Fungi, Glomeromycota, Glomeromycetes, Diversisporales, Gigasporaceae. The record is from the annotation of a GenBank genome assembly.